Messenger RNA from Epithele typhae, 1290 nucleotides. RefSeq lists its product as uncharacterized. The record is from RefSeq and is a predicted model, not a curated record. NCBI's taxonomy places the organism in Eukaryota, Fungi, Basidiomycota, Agaricomycetes, Polyporales, Epitheliaceae. The transcript has 3 exons. Bases 1 to 1290 code for a protein of 429 amino acids.
AUGUAUCUGGCCCUCCUCAUAGAUGAGAUCCUACAGCUCGUGUUCGACUUCUGCGGCGACAUUCCCUCCCCGGAGCCCGGUUGGACAUAUUCACAACUCGCCCGCACCUGCAAGGCAUGGAAGGAGCCGGCACUGGACAGGCUGUGGGCGAGAUUGGGAAGUAUUGAGCCCCUCCUGGCUCUCCAAAAGGACGACACGAUGAACUCGCUUGUCCUCCACGCAUAUACCUCUCGCGUCAAGAGCAUCACCCUUCGACAUGCGAUACCCAAAACCAUUAAAACACCUUACCCUCUUUUUGAGCUCCCCAGACUCGAGAGUGUCACGCUACUUUCCGACGGAUGCAUGGCUCCGCAGGCGUGGGCCGUUUCAUCUCGUCUCAAGCACGUCCACAUCAACACUGGCUACUCCAGAAGCCAGCAAGAGCUCCUCGACAGGAGCAAUGCCGCUGCCAAACUCCUCUUAUGCGCUGGAAACGAGGCCCCGUGCCUUGAGUCCCUUUACAUCCGCGGUCGGAUGACAGACACCCUCAACAGCGUGGUCACCGGCCUCACGCAACUGCGCAGCCUCAACAUCAAGGGCAACUGUUUCAUCGAGCCUGAUACGCUCGCGGCCAUCGCAACGUUCCCCGCAUUGGAGUCGCUCUCCGUGUACGCAAACCGUGUCAAUGCCAGCGCCUUCGAGGACGCCGUCCCCGCUGGCGUGGAGUGCUUCCCGUCGCUCAAGCGUCUCGCCAUCCGCGCCAGUGGACCCUCCUCGCCGCUCUUCUCGCUCGCCUCCCCAAUGGCAGGCUUACCAGAAGCCGCGACGAGCCUUCGCGAACUCGUCAUCGAUGACCUGACGGACAUCAGCGAGCUGGACGCUACCCACGCUAGCCCGCGCUGGUAUACGGUCGACCUCCUUGCUCCACUCGCUCGCCUGAAGGCUCUCGAGCGCAUCUCCUUCCUCAGCCGGACCUCAGCGACUCCGACCUCGGCGUACUCGGCAAGUGGUGGCCCACGCUCGCACACCUCGACCUCGGAGCGCUAUUUGACGAUGCGGAUGACGAAGUGCCAGAGUGGAAACGCAGCUCACUCCCGCUGCGUACGCCGUCGUAGCCAAGUCCUUCCCCUGCUUGCAGAGCCUCGCUCUUCCCGCGCACCCGCCCUCCACGUCGACCACCCGGGCGUCCUCACCCACACCCGACGUGAGGACCACAAGCAAGGGCCGCCCCCCGCGACGAUACAGCAGCGGGUCCUCCACGCGCUCACGAUCGGGGACGUCCCGGAGCUGAGACGGACGCGGCGGGGAUGA